AUGCCAGGGAAACUAUACUUUACAAUCCACAAGAACGAGGGACAGACGAAAUUGGAAAUAUUGAAGCAUCGCGAUAUAUUCUUUUUCUCAAGCACUCAUCAUGAAGCUUACAUUCCUUUUUGUCAUGACUUUGGUCCUGUCAAUCUCGCUGAGGUCUACUUGUUCUGCAAGUUCGUUGAGGAAAAGCUUUUGGAUCCCAGGCUGAAAUCAAGGAAACUUGUGUAUUAUGCAGAGAAGGAUCCUCCUUACCGGACAAACGCUGCCUUCUUGCUUGGCGCUUUCCUUGUUAUCGUUCAAAGAUGGUCUCCCGAUCGAGUCGCAAAAUGCUUCUCGGGCUUUGAGAAGAAUGCGUUCAUCCCUUUCCAGGACGCCACCUACGAGAUCCCGUCGUUCACCAUCUCGCUGUUGGACUGUUUCAAAGGGUUAAGGAACGCGAUGACCAUCGGCUGGUUCAACUAUCACAGCUUCGAGGUGCAGAAAUACCAGUGGCUUGACAACCCGGCCAACUUCGACGCGCACUUCGUCUGCCCCAAGUUUCUGGCCUUUCGUGGGCCGAACAACUCGGACACUAGGACGAGGACGAUCCAGGAGUACUCGGCUCUCUUCAAGAAGCGCGGUAUAUCAGCCAUCAUCCGCCUCAACGAGCCGACGACCUACGACAGGGAGGAGUUCAUCAGCCACGGCCUCCGCCACUAUGACCUCUACUUCGACGACUGCACCACCCCGCCAAGGGACAUCAUAGACAAGUUCUUCGACAUCUGCGACAGCGAGAAUGGCACCAUUGCGAUCCACUGCCUGGCCGGGCUGGGCAGGACUGGGACCCUGGUGGCCUUGUGGGUGAUGAAGAACUUGGGAUGGGGAGCGCGAGAGACGAUAGCAUGGCUGAGGAUCAACCGUCCUGGCAGCGUCAUCGGGAAGCAGCAGCAAUACCUGGUUGCAUGUGAGCAAGCGAUGAUUAGGGGAGAACCACUGCCGGAGGUGGAGGAGGAGGAUUUUAAGUCAGACGCCCUGUCAGCCAAGGUACUUGGAAAGCAAGUGUCCGAGGCCUCCUCGAAGCGAAGGCUUUCUUUGAUGGCCCCACACUUGAGUUCGGCACUUUGA
Guillardia theta CCMP2712 is the source of this 1101-nucleotide messenger RNA. RefSeq lists its product as hypothetical. The coding region runs from base 1 to 1101 and encodes 366 amino acids. Gene Ontology annotation, biological process: microtubule cytoskeleton organization; positive regulation of cytokinesis; regulation of exit from mitosis. Gene Ontology annotation, molecular function: protein tyrosine/serine/threonine phosphatase activity. The record is from RefSeq and is a predicted model, not a curated record. The transcript has a single exon. NCBI's taxonomy places the organism in Eukaryota, Cryptophyceae, Pyrenomonadales, Geminigeraceae.